CCACAAGGCUUAGACUUUCUCACCACCAAAGCAGUCCUGGUUGUUUGAAAUCCUCCCAGAGCAAGGGCCUCCUUUAGCUAAGCUCUGACUUCCUUCACCUCCUUAAUAAUUCACCUGGCUUGACUUCAGCAGGAACCUGAUGGCUCCCCUGUCACUUUCUUAAUGAAACAUCCUUGAAGUUUGCAGGAGUCUCCGGCCAACUUGUCCCUCAGUUCCACACAACUGUCCUGAGCCCAGGAUGGGGGAGGAGGCUGGAAUGAACCUGCAGCCCUCGGAAGACCAUGGUGGCCUGCGACCUCCAAGCUCCCGAGGACACGAAGAAGACAGCAGUUUGGGAAGCCGUUCCAGUGAGUGGGGAGAUACACAAGACCUGGAGACGCUCCGUCGCCCCGCUUUACUUCCAGUGGCCCUCUGUGGCUCUCAGGAGGGACUGUCACCAUGCCACCUAUUGACAGUGAGGAUCAUCCGGAUGAGAAAUGUCCGGCAGGCUGAUAUAUUGAGCCAAACAGACUGCUUUGUGAGUCUCUGGCUUCCCACUGCCUCUCAGCAGAAGCUGAGGACCAGGACCAUCUCCAACUGCCCAAACCCAGAGUGGAAUGAAACCUUCAGCUUCCACAUCCAGAGCAAAGUGAAGAAUGUGCUAGAGCUGAGCAUCUGUGAUGAAGACACAGUAACACCCAACGACCAUCUCUUGACAGUUCUCUAUGACCUCUCCAAGCUCUGCUUCCGGAAGAAAGUCCAUGUGAAGUUCCCAUUUGACCUAAAGGGCUCCGAAGAGCUGGAGGUGGAGUUCCUGCUGUCAGAGAGUGCCUCUUCGCCGGAGACCCUGCUCACCAAUGGAGUGCUUGUGGUAAUCUUCCUUCUGUCCCUAUUUCAGGGCCCUGCCCUAAAGACAAACAGGGACUCUGAGGUGCUGCAACCAAAUCCCCAACCACUGAAACACCUGUUUGUGACAGUGACUGAAUCCUUUGAGAACAGCCAGCACAUCUCACCCCGCAGGGAACCCUGCUGCUCAGACCCCGUCUCCUUCCACUACCCUAAGUACUUCCAGCCCCGCUUGGAGGUGACUGUGCCCAAGAGUCACUGGGACUGUUUGUUUGACUGCUGCAGUGCACACAAGAAUGGUCCUGUCUGCCAGCCCCUCAACUGCCUUUCUGAUGGGCAAGCUGCAGUCCUGCCUGUGGGUGAGAAUUAUGAAUUACAUAUGAAGUCCACAUCCUGCCCUGACACGCCAGAUGUACGACUGGGCUUCAACCUGUGUCCUGAAGAGCUGGAAUUUCUGGAAAAGCGGAGGGUGGUGGUGGCCAAAGCGCUGAAACAAGUGCUGCAACUGGAAGAGGACUUGACCGAGGAUGAGGUACCACUAAUAGCCAUCAUGGCCACCGGAGGUGGAGCAAGGUCCAUGACUGCCAUGUAUGGCCACCUGCUGGGACUGCAGAAGCUGAACCUCCUGAACUGCAGCAGUUACAUCACUGGCUUGUCUGGGGCUACCUGGACCAUGGCGACCUUGUACCAUGACCCCGAAUGGUCCUCCAAAAACCUAGAGCCUGCUGUCUUUGAGGCCCGGAGACAUGCCGUCAAAGACAAGAUGCCCUCCCUAUUCCCAGACCAGCUAUUCAAAUUCAAGGAGGAACUCCGGCAGCGCAGCCAGGAAGGCUACAAGGUCACCUUCACAGACUUCUGGGGCCUGCUGCUUGAGACCUGUCUAAGGGAUGAGAGUAGUGAGUACAAACUGUCAGACCAGCGUGCUGCUGUAUGCCAGGGCCAGAACCCCCUGCCCAUCUACCUCACCAUCAAUGUCAAGGAUGAUGUAAGCAACCAGGACUUCAGAGAGUGGUUCGAGUUCUCCCCCUACGAGGUGGGCAUGCAGAAGUAUGGGGCCUUCAUCCCCACCGAGCUUUUCGGCUCUGAGUUCUUCAUGGGACGGCUGAUGAAGAGGAUCCCCGAGUCGCGAAUGUGCUACCUGCUAGGUUUAUGGAGCAGCAUCUUUUCCCUGAACCUGCUGGAUGCCUGGAAUCUGAGCAAUACCUCAGAAGAGUUUUUCCACACAUGGACGAGGGAGGAAAGACAUGACAUCGUAGAUGAACCCCUCCUGCCUGAAAUCCCCAAAUAUGAUGCUAAUGUCCUGGAGACCUCGGUAGUGACCCCAGCGUCCUGGCUAUCCAAUACUUUCCGAGAGAUCCUCACCUACCGGUCCUUUGUGUCUGAGUUCCACAACUUCAUGUAUGGGCUGCACCUGCACAAUGACUAUCUCCAAAACAGCCAGUUCCAGAAGUGGAAAGACACUGUGCUGGACACCUUUCCAAACCAGCUGACAGAAUUUUCAAAACACUUGUGCCUGCUGGACACAGCAUUCUUUGUCAACUCCAGCUGUGCACCUCUCCUCAGGCAAGAGAGAAAAGUCGACCUCAUCAUCCACCUCAAUUACUGUGCAGGGUCCCAGACAAAGCCUAUGAAACAGACCUGCGAGUACUGCACCAAGCAGGGCAUCCCUUUCCCCAGCUAUGACAUCCAGGAUGAUGACCAAAACCUCCAGGAGUGCUACCUGAUGGAGCAGACUGAGGAUCCCAAUGUCCCCAUUGUGGCUUUCUUCCCACUCAUCAGUGACACCUUCCAGAAGUACAAGGCACCAGGUGUGGAGCGGAGCCCUGAAGAGAUGGAGCUGGGCCAGGUUGACAUUUAUGGCCCCAAAACUCCCUACGCCACCAAGGAGCUGACAUACACAGAGGCUGCCUUUGACAAGCUAGUGAAGCUCUCCGAGUACAACAUCCUGAAUAACAAAGACAAGCUCCUCCAGGCCCUGCGCCUGGCAGUGGAGAAGAAGAAACGCCUGAAGAGCCAGUGUCCCUCCUAGGCCCAGGGAGCCCCACCGGUCCUGCGUCUGCCUCUGCUCUCCGAGCUGCCGCUAUGGCAGCUGCACCACCAGCCCUGAUCUCUGGCCAGGAAUGCAGGCAGGUGGCCUUGGCCUUUCACCCAAAAACAUCACAAGAAGAGGAGAGAGGAGCCAUACUGGGGUUUUAUACCUCUGGGAUUUCUCUCCUCACUUUCCUACAGGGAAAAGUGGUGGUCAGGGACUCCCAGCAUUCUCCUCAAGCAGGAAGAGAAGGGUAGCCUGAGAGAGGGGCUGGUUCCCAAGAACCUCAGGCUUUAGCUCUCCUCUCCCUUCUCCACAGUGAGGUGCUUGGGAGGACUGAGAAGGACUCCUAAUUUCUCGGCAAAAAUGCUUUACCAAUUUUAAGGUAAUUGCAUUCUUAUAUUUAUCAUCAAAAUAUUUUAUGAUUUUGAAUUUUAUGAAUCAGAGUAUUAGUUGGAAGCCUGAUGCUAGGAAAUCUAAAUGGAGAACUAGGGACAUCCUAGUGUCUGCACCAACAAAGCCAUCAGGUGGCCCAUGGUGCCCGCAGAGAAGCUGGGGCUGCUGAUGCAUGCCCGUGAUCCCAACCAGGCAGCCAUGGUUAGGCACCCAGAGCCAACAAAAUGCCAAGCAAAGUGUGGGCCCUCAGAGUGGGGAUCUAACCUGGGGAUCUGGGCAGGCUGCAAAGGACUGCUUCAGGUAAGCAGAGGCCCAGUGCUGCCAGCACCCUUCUCCUCUCUCCCUUGCUCCCCUGGCCAUCUGAUUUAUAGAGGAGAUUAUUUCUAAAUGUGAUGUCUCUAAUUUAUCAUGGAAAUUCCGAGGCCAGUACACUCCAGCACUUGGAGAAAGAAGGGAGCAAGAGGUAACUUAGACAGGCCAGGAUAGCCCUCCCAGAAAGAGCUACUCCCCCUGUCCCCUUCAGAGAUGGCUUCCCAUCAAAUCCGGGGAAAGCCUUGGGACACAGAGAAGCCCAAUCAAUGUGACCAGGUCUCCCUGCAGGUCAGGGACUUAAAUGAAGAAAGGUUUUACCACUGGUGUGCCCAGGCUGAUGGACACAGAAGGGCAGAAAGAAAGUCAUAUGGUCUGGGCAGGGCCCAGCAAACCCUUUGCGGCCCACUCUGUUCACUAAGCAGUCCUUUGUUGUUGGGAGAUGAAUGGUGGCAGGUACUCCAAACUUAGAAAAAUAGGGUGUCAUUACAUCCUUGCUGCUGAGAGUGUGGUGGGGAGCUGGUUAGCAAUACGGGUUCUCAGGCACUACCCAGCCACACGGAAUGGAACUGCACUGUAAAGAGGCUCAGGUCUCCUGUCACACACCACCCCACCCCUAUGUGGUUCCUGGGUGAGUUAAAGUUGGAAAAGAAGCUGGGCUCCCAGCGUAGUGGCACAUGCCCAUAGUCGCAAGGAUACCAUGUGACGAGCAGGUAUAACCCAGGCUCUUGUGCACAAUGAGCAAUGAACUGCAAAAGUACACCAAGUGAAAAGCAGCUAUGUUGAGUGAAGAUCACAUAAAGUUGUGCUUAGGGCAAGUCGAUGCCAGUGAAAGCUAUGGCACAGAGAUGCACUGCCAUCACCAUGCCGGCGUGAUGGGAAAGGAAAAGCACUGCUCAUGAAACACAGCACACAGCAGCAGCCACUCAUAAGUCAGG
Molecule: messenger RNA, 4497 nt
Organism: Octodon degus (degu)
Lineage: Eukaryota; Metazoa; Chordata; Mammalia; Rodentia; Octodontidae
Gene: Pla2g4e
Product: phospholipase A2 group IVE
Exons: 20
Coding region: 239-2854 (871 amino acids)
Biological process (GO): glycerophospholipid catabolic process
Cellular component (GO): cytosol
Molecular function (GO): calcium-dependent phospholipid binding; calcium ion binding
Source: RefSeq, a predicted model, not a curated record